UUACGAGUGAUAGAGGAGAAAAAAUGGCACAAAAAACAAACAUGUGUAGCAGCUUGAAUGCAAUGAAUCGAGUUCUUCUCAAGCUUCGCCACUCUCUACUUCCUCUCUCUGUUUCCAACCCUACAUUUCCAUUCCAAUCCUUUCUCCAAUUCCCACCAAAACGAUCAAUGGAUUCCACAUCAUUUUCCACUGCCAACAAUGCUUCCAACGAUCUAUCAACCAAGACGUGUGUACCGUGCAAUUCAAAGGAUUUGAAACCUAUGACAGAAGAUGCUGCGAAUUCUCUGAUUCCAAAGGUUUCAGACUGGAAUUUGGUAAAUGAAGGCGGUUCUUUGAAAUUAAGUAGAUCAUGGAAAGUUAAAUCUUUUAACAAAGGAUUGGAGUUUUUCAGAAUUGUAGCUGAUCUUGCUGAAGCUCAAGGUCAUCAUCCUGAUCUUCACCUUGUGGGUUGGAAUAAUGUUACUAUAGAGAUUUGGACUCAUUCUGUUGGUGGGCUGACAGAGAAUGACUUCAUAUUUGCUGCUAAGAUCAACGAGCUCAAUGUGCAUGGCUUACUGAGAAGGAAAACUUCUGACUGAAUUGUCAAUAUGAAGAGGAAAGUGUAAAUACUCUAGUUAAUAGUAUGCUGCGUUGUGCUUCAACAUGGCUUGAGGUGUCUACUUCUGCAGCUUCAUCAAACAAGAGCAUUCGAAUCACUGAUAAUUGGAUUCUUGGGUGCCCUACCAUCCUCCAUGCAACUGCUAAGGCUUCACGAUCGUCAGGACCUCCAACAAAGAUCAUAUUUAUGCAAAAGUUCAUUUUUGAUAAUGACCCAAGACCACGAUCAACAAAUAUUCCCACAGAGCAAGGUGCACUUUGCAUCACAUUCAAGUUUAUAUCUUUGUAUGCAAUAUUGGUUGUUUCAAGUGCACCUCCUGAACUUAGUUGUUUGUGGAAUGGAAGGAUAAUCAAGCUUGUCCCUUUUUCAUUUGCUGUGUUGUUUAUGUCCUCGUGAAUGGUUGCAUAGGCUGACACAACAUUUAAGGUUUGCACUCUAACAGCAUCAUAUGCCUCUCCAAAUGAUCCAAAGGUAUUGCUAAUGCAUUCUAGCUCUUCCUGGGAUCUUGUAAGAUUUUGUUCUAUGGGUUGGCUACUAGGCUUCUCCAUAUGAGCAGCAAUAAGUGCGCCAGCACGUCUUGUGAGCUCAACAAGGUAAAGUGCAAAAACAUGUAUAGGAGAAAGUCUAGUGGCAUUGAAAGAUUCAAUGAGGCUGAUAAUCCCUGUAGUUUGGCGAGUAUUGUGAACACAUGCUAAAAUCCCGAGCUCUGCGUCAAGUCUUAGCAUUUGUAUAGUCUUUAGCUUGUUUUGCUCAAA
This is a messenger RNA of Trifolium pratense (red clover), 1353 nucleotides long. RefSeq names its product pterin-4-alpha-carbinolamine dehydratase 2, mitochondrial. NCBI's taxonomy places the organism in Eukaryota, Viridiplantae, Streptophyta, Magnoliopsida, Fabales, Fabaceae. The transcript is spliced from 7 exons. Bases 24 to 578 code for a protein of 184 amino acids. Gene Ontology annotation, cellular component: mitochondrion. Gene Ontology annotation, biological process: tetrahydrobiopterin biosynthetic process. Gene Ontology annotation, molecular function: 4-alpha-hydroxytetrahydrobiopterin dehydratase activity. The record is from RefSeq and is a predicted model, not a curated record.